AUGGCUCAUUAUAAAGUGUUAUAUGGUUAUGAACCACCACAGUUGUUUUUCGAGUCAAUUGCACAAUCAAGUGUUGAUGUCGUUGACCAGUAUUACAGAGAAAGGCAGAUUAUGGCUAAGGCAUUAAAAGAAAAUCUUGCAAAGGCUCAAAACAGAAUGAAGAUGUAUGCUCACAAAAAGAGGAGUGAAAAAGAGUUUGAAGUAGGUGACUGGGUAUUCCUAAAGCUACAACCAUAUAGACAGACAUCUAUAGAUAUGAGGAGGAGUUUGGAACUAGCAUCUAAAUUUUAUAGUCCUUAUCAAGUGAUCCAGAAGAUUCGAACAGUAGCCUACAAGCUAGUUUUACCUUCCACGGCUAAAAUACAUCCAGUCUUCCAUAUUUCCCAACUCAAGAGAAAAGUGGGUAAACAUGUAGUUCCGGCUAUAGACCCCCUCCCCCCUUCCAUUUGCUCUUCAAAAGUCCAGCUUUUAGUUGAGCCAGUUGCUAUUCUAGACAGAAGAAUAGUCAAGAAGGGAAACAUAGUUUCUACUCAAAUUUUAGUGCAAUAG
This is a messenger RNA of Solanum stenotomum, 549 nucleotides long. RefSeq lists its product as uncharacterized. The coding region runs from base 1 to 549 and encodes 182 amino acids. The record is from RefSeq and is a predicted model, not a curated record. The transcript has a single exon. NCBI's taxonomy places the organism in Eukaryota, Viridiplantae, Streptophyta, Magnoliopsida, Solanales, Solanaceae.